CUAGCAAGCAUUUCUGAUCUACUUAGGUGAAGGAGACGGAAUGAACAUGUCAAGCUCACCAGCAUGGUAACUACCUAAAGUCAAUUUUUUUACUAGCCAGCUAACGUUAAACUCACAAUUUACUAGUAAUAAUAUAUUUUUUACCCCAAUCAUGAGUGAAGAGGAGAGUAACACGUCAGCGGGUUACAACAAUAAGGACUCGAGCAUUAUCCUCACCAAAGACGGACAGACGUACUACGUUGACAAGAGCGGUGUUGUCGACAGUAGAAAUGUAGUCACACGUCAAGAGUCGGACCAUAACAUGUUCUCCUACGAUAUGGGUGGUACCGAAGAGGAGAGCGAUGUUUUGGACACGUCGGACCCGCGGGAUAACGCUGCGAGUCCCGAAGAACUCAACGACGACGACGAUGAUGAAGAAGGCUACGGGGAUAGCGAUAACAUUUCAAAGACUUGUACAUACGACGGGUGCACGGAAACUACGACCCAAGUAGCCAAGCAGCGGAAGCCGUGGAUGUGUAAAAAACACCGCAACAAGAUGUACAAAGACAAAUACAAGAGGAAGAAGAGCGACCAGGCGAUGUCCACUAGCAAACCAGAUGAGAGCUUGGAGGAGAGGCCUGUAUCUGUGAACAAGCAGCGUCUUGGUAGUGGGGACCGGCCGGCCAGACCCUCCCUCAUCGAACAGGUGCUCAACCAGAAGAGACUGUCUCUGCUGAGGAGUCCUGAGGUGAUCAUGUUUUUACAGCAGCAGCAGCGUCUCCUGGCCACCCAGAGCCUCAGCCAAUCACAGCCUCACUUCCAGGGCUGCUAACGGCAACAGCGGGAGGAGCCAGCUUCUCUGGGUGUUCUGGAACUAUUUCCCUGAUUCCAUCUAUGAUUCUGACAGGAGAAGGACCAUAGAGAUCCUAUUCAAUUCCUAAUUCUGUGAGAAGGAUUGACUCAUUAGAAAUAGAAUACUAGAAUGGACCUUCUUAUGAUGAGAUACAGAUCAGCCAUGUUGGUCAGUGAGUGUUGUGAUAAGAUGUUGUGUAAAACAAUGACUUUGAAGAAUGUAUCUGCACUGUAUGUUUGUUAGCCAGCAUGUUUUACAUUUACAUUUAAGUCAUUUGGCAGACGCUCUUAUCCAGAGCGACUUUUAGAGGAAUGAUUAAAUACAUGUUUUUAAUGAACUACCCAAAAUGCCCAACAUUAUAUUCAAACAAUGCAGUCAAUCUACAGCCAGACACUUUCUGAAAUCAGUCCAUGAUAGGAUUUAGACAAGUUGUAAAUGCAACAAGUACUGAAAUUCAUUCACAACCUUCCAAUAUAUAUUUUUUGUGACAUUUAUGGUCUGUUGAAAUAUAUUUUAGAGGUUGUUUUAUACAGAACAUGUGUAUACAAACAUCAGUAUAAACUGUAUUUAUAACUAUAUGACAAUAGUUGAUGUUGAUUCAAUUACACAACUUGUGAUAUAUCACAUCUUUUAUUUUCCUACAUAAGUAAAAAAUCAGGAAAUGUGUCACCUAUGCCUCUACUGCUAUUCAUUCCAAUUAGACUGGUUUUGUAUUUGUCCCUGACCAAAAUGGCUGUCAUUUCAUUCUAUUCUGGAACCUUGAGGGACUAUGACAUAGCCCCUCUAGUAAUUGAAUAGGAUCUCCGUGGUCCUUAGAAACUGUACUAUUAUCAUCAAUGACCGAGCUUCCAUGAUCAAUCAAUAAAUAAUUUAUACCAUACAUGAACCUGUUAGUGCCAACAACAUGAACAUGUUUCACUCUUAUCAGCUAAAAACACACGUCUGUGUUUUAUUUUGUAUUGUCAUCUAUGUUCUCGUGUUGUUAGCUAUUAAGUUAUUUCAAGAGGACCGGCCUUGGCUUCUUGCUCAAAUCUAUUACAUUUUAAAACCAGACCCAACAUAUACUAAAAGUCAAUGAUAUAAUUUGAUUAACUUCUGCUGAUAACUUGGCAGCAAAUACUAGUGUGGUUGCUAAAAUGGCUAAUUUAUCAAGUCUGAAUUCACUAUCAGUUUGUUUUUUUACGUGACAAUCAUGCUUCUUGGCGUGCGGU
Messenger RNA from Oncorhynchus masou masou (cherry salmon), 2043 nucleotides. RefSeq names its product regulatory factor X-associated protein-like. Gene Ontology annotation, biological process: regulation of transcription by RNA polymerase II. Lineage: Eukaryota; Metazoa; Chordata; Actinopteri; Salmoniformes; Salmonidae. Gene Ontology annotation, cellular component: nucleus. The record is from RefSeq and is a predicted model, not a curated record.